Messenger RNA from Tetranychus urticae (two-spotted spider mite), 1717 nucleotides. RefSeq names its product RNA exonuclease 5 (gene Rexo5). Gene Ontology annotation, cellular component: nucleus. Gene Ontology annotation, molecular function: exonuclease activity; nucleic acid binding. Lineage: Eukaryota; Metazoa; Arthropoda; Arachnida; Trombidiformes; Tetranychidae. The record is from RefSeq and is a predicted model, not a curated record.
AAAGUUUGCAGUAAAAAGCCGUACAAGAUUAGUUUUAAAGGAGAAGGAUAGAUGUCUCUAUAUAAUUUUAUCCAAUUGCUUUCUUACUUUACACAGUAUUGUUUACAUAAUUGUUAAUCGGAUCAGUGUUUAAGUGAUUAAGGACCGUUGAAAAAAAUUAAGUGCAGUUUCUGGUAGGUGACUGUAAUUGUUAAUCGGAUCAGUGUUUAAGGGAUUAAGUAUAAUUGUAAGUAUCUGAUUUUGUCUACAGUUUAACGUUAUCAAAAUCAAACCUAUCAGUCGUGGUCUUACUCUUGAUUUUGAGUGAUUUGAAUUCCUGAUUGUGGACUAAUUUUACCUAAUAACAUCAGAUGGAUAAUCAGAUGGAAAUCAUUGACAAAGAAAAGAGGAGAGAACAACAAAAAUUGAAUAAAUUAAAGCCUAAAUUCAUUUUACUCAUGAAAGGCUUCAACGCUAAAGGAGCUCACGAUCUGAAGAAUCGAGAGCAACAAUUUUUAACUCUGGGCGACAUGCAACAAUUAAUCCUAAGUUGCUUCCUUCCCGCGCCAAAACUUAAUUUUAAACCAGAAUGGUUUAUAUUACAGCGAGUGUUGAAAGCUGAGAAGGCUGCUGUUUUCCUGUUAGACUUUGAUGCUGAUGAGCUUCAUUCAAAAUUUUCUACUACAUUUGACGACAUUGUCAGGUUUGAUAUAUAUCCUGAUUGGUUGGACUAUCUAUUGACCAUUAAUUUAUCCAAGAAUCAAACCGCGAAACUUCGACAUCCAGAUGGCACUAUGAAAAUCAAAACACAAAAUACCAGGAAAAUUGAAAGUGAAAACGAAGAACUGAACAGCAAGAGUAAAAAAUUUACAAAAUUGGAUUUGUUGCUAUCUCCUGGUCAAAUGCUAGAAGAAUGCUAUCAAUUUCCUAAACCACUAAGCGACAUUCGCCAUACAAUACGAAAAAGAUAUCUACCCGUGACAGAAAACUCGCCAUUAUUCGCUAUAGAUUGUGAAAUGUGUUUAGCCGAAGGAAACGAAAGUGUUUUGACUCGAGUCAGCAUAGUCGAUGAAAAUUAUAACUUGGUUUUGGAUACUCUUGUGAAACCAGAAGUUCCCAUAAAGGACUAUAUAACCCGUUUCAGUGGGAUCACGAAAGAAAUGCUGGACCCAGUAGACAUAACCUUAUCCGAUGUUAAAAAAAUUUUAAAGAAAAUAAUUCCACGCGAUGCAAUUUUAUGUGGCCAAUCUUUGCAGAAUGAUCUGAAAGCUCUGAAAACAUUCCAUCCCUAUUGUAUUGAUACAAGCGUUAUUUAUAAUUUAUCUGGAUCUCGCGGAUCGAAGCCUGGACUGAAAACAUUAUCGUCCAUUUUUUUGGAAGAAAAAAUUCAACAAGGAAAACGUGGUCAUUGUUCAGUUGAAGAUGCUAGGGCCACAAUGAAAUUAGUCAACCUUAAAUUAAAGAAUGGAUUAAUUUUUGCUGAUCGCGUGUUGGACAAUAGGAUCAACUGGCAAACUCCUGUUGUAUCUUUAAGUACCUUUUUCGAGCUACAUGAAAUUGAUGUCAGAAUUUAUUACGACUACAUUAAUAUGGAUAUGAGUGACAAAUUUAUCUCGGUGUUUAAACGAAUGGAUGGCUCUUUACUGUCUUCCAUUUUCAGAAUAGUCAAUUCUGAUAAGAAAAUCUGUGUCAUAUUAACCAAGAAUGGAUACUGUUAUAUAAAAGUUUAAAUAUUUAA